AUGAAAGAAGAGACUCAGGGAAUGCCUCUGCCAGACGCAGAGACAAUCGCACAGCGCCUGCGACAAGACCAGCAAGCAUGCAGAGAGAGAAAGGUGCCCAGUAAUCUGGCAAUGCAACUAUCCUCUGCUUCGGAUGCUCUCUUUGAUGACAUAGCCUGGUAUCUCACGCCACACAGCGAGGUCUCAAAAGCAUUGCGGUCGACUAGAUGCAACAGCAUUAUCAAAGGCAUCGAGGCCUACCUAGGCCAAUUGGAAGCGAUGACCAAAUCUCAGGCUGAGGAACAUACUUCCAUGGAUAGUAUGCAUGUCCCAACAUCAGAGGAGUUGGAAACAACUCUCAAAGUGCUAGACUAUCUCCAAAAGCACAAAUUGGUUGCUCCAACAGAGCCUCUGUCAGAAGUUACUGUCACCUUGCGAGGUCAACUUUCCAUGGAUGACAACAUUCGAUACACACAACAUGAACGUUUCCAGAGAGAUGAUGCACCAAAAGCCUCAGAUAUGAAGAAGAGAUGCUACAUCUGUCGGUACCGCUUCACGCCCACUGAUUCUCAUAAACUAUACCCAUCACUAUGUCGCCAAUGCGGCAUGUUCAACAUCGGCUGCUCAAAUCUCUCCCUACCAGAAAAGCUAGACCUCACUGGCAAAAUCGCGCUCGUCACCGGCGGGAGAAUAAAUCUAGGUUAUUCCACUGCAUUGAGACUCCUCCGCUGCGGAGCCAAAGUCAUCGUAUCCUCAAGGUAUCCAGCCGAUGCGGCAAUCCGAUAUUCCACAGAGCCAGACUUCGUCCAAUGGGAGAAAAGUCUCAAAGUAGUCGGUGCAGACUUCAGAACUGCAAGUGAUGCUUUCCGGCUGGUACAUAUUGUCAAACACUUACUCAAUGCCUGGGAUGGUGAGACUCCAUCUGAUACUCCACAAUCCCUGGAUAUACUUAUCAACAACGCUGCGCAAACCCUCACCGAUCCAAUCAAAGCAGAAAUGAGAGCCAUUUCCCGAGAGGACAAUCUCAAAGAUCAUCCACAGGCCAUGGCCUUACUCGCAGGAUCCGAAAACGACAGAUACACACCCCGAGUCAGAGGAGGACAACAAGCAACCUGGAUCCCACGCAUAACGAACAACAAAGCCCAGCAUCAGAUCGAAGAUGUAAUCAAUACCCAUUCUGCAACCCAAAACCAAAUAGCCACCAAAGGCCUCCGAACCAACAACGAAGACGAAGAGCCCUCGAAAUCAUCCUGGGUCCAAUCUCUCAACGAAAUCCCCUACGCAGAUCUAAUAAGCGCCCACUCCGUCAACGCCUUCGUGCCUCUAAUACUCUGCCGCGAACUCCUCCCAGUGAUGGGCACUCCACCCUCCCCAUCCUCUUCCUCCCAAUCCACACCAGCAGCAUACAUAAUAAACGUCUCAUCCCGCGAAGGAAUCCUGGAAGAUACACCGCAAUCAAGCAGCAAAGCCGGACACCACGUGCACACAAAUAUGUCCAAAGCAGCAAUCAACAUGAUAACAGAGACGGAAGCACAGGCUGCAUGGAAGGGACGGCGUGUUGCUAUGAAUUCUGUUGAUCCGGGGUAUAUGAGUGCUGCGCCAGAGUGUGUGACUGCCGAGGGGUGUCCGAUCGGGUUUGAGGAUGGUGCUGCGAGGGUUCUGUGGCCUGUUGCUGUUGGCGAGGUUGAGGGGAGGGUCGUUUGGGGGCGGUUUUUGAAGCAUUUUCGGGUUGGAGUUGCUAUUACUCAGAGGGGGUAG
Penicillium canescens is the source of this 1737-nucleotide messenger RNA. RefSeq lists its product as uncharacterized. The record is from RefSeq and is a predicted model, not a curated record. The transcript has a single exon. NCBI's taxonomy places the organism in Eukaryota, Fungi, Ascomycota, Eurotiomycetes, Eurotiales, Aspergillaceae. The coding region runs from base 1 to 1737 and encodes 578 amino acids.